CUCUCUCACAUGUUUUCACAACUUCAAAACGCGACUCAAAGGAGAGAGAGAGAAAGGAGCGAACCAGAAGACCAGGCUAGCGACUCUUGAACAGAGUUUCUAGAAGGGAAUUCCCGCUCGAAUUUAUCUGAUCAUAAAUUUGUAAUGGGGGAGGAAGAUAAUGAUCCCAUGGCUGAAUCUAGUGUUGUAGAGUCAACUACACCUGAUACGGAGAAUGGUAAAAACGAUGAGAUAACUGUAGAGCACAAGACGGAGGAAGAGAAAGAGCCUGUGAUUGAAUCUUGUGUUGUAGAGUCAAAUGGUGGUUCUACACUUGAGAAAGGUGAAGAUAUUGCUCAAGAAACGAAAGAUGGUAAAAAUGAUGAGAUAACUGUAGAGCAUAAGACGGAGGAAGAGAAAGAGCCCGUGGCUGAAUCUUGUGCUGUAGAGUCAAAUGGAGGUUCUACACCUGAAAAAGGUGAAGAUAUUGUUCAAAACGAGGAUGCAGAGAAGGAUGGGGGUAAAAAUGAUGAGAUAACUGAGGAUCACAAGAUGGAUAUCGAUGGGGAGAGUUUUGAGACUAAGGACAACGGGGAUGAAGUGCUGGAGGGGAAAGAAGAAACAGAGCCUAAGGAAGAAGACAAUAUACCCGAGAUAGAGAUCAAGGAAGAAGAGGAAAAAGAAAAGAAUGGUAAUGAAGAAGAGGAUGAUCAAGUGGAUGCAAUGGAAGAGGAAAAAGAGAAGAAUGUUAAUAAAGAAGAGGAUGAUCAAGUGGAUGCAAUGGAAGAGGAAAAAGAGAAGAAUGGUAAUAAAGAAGAGGAUGAUCAAGUGGAUGCAAUGGAAGAGGAUGUACAGACAAAAGACGAAGAAGAAAAAGAAGAGAGUCAGGAAGAUGUUGAAGGAGACAAUGAGAAAGAACCAAAAGAAGAAGAAGAGGAAGAGGAGCAGGCUGAAGAAAUUAAAAAGAAGAAAGGGUCAAGAGGUAGGGGGAAAGCAAAAGAUGUCGACAAAAAGACAAAUAGAGAGCCUAAAACGCCUUUGCCUUUGAUCAGUGAACGUCCUGUACGUGAACGGAAAUCUGUAGAGAGGUUGGUUGCAUCAAUUGAGAAGGAUUCAAAUAGGGCAAUCCUGAUUGAAAAGGGUCAAGGCACUGCACUAAAAGACAUACCCAAUGUUGCCUACAAAUUGACAAAUAAGAAGGGCGAUGACAUACUAAAAUUGCUUCAUUCGAUUCUCUUUGGAAGAAGGGGAAAGGCUAUUCAGAUCAAAAGUAACAUCUUUAAAUUUUCUGGCUAUGUCUGGAAAGAGAAUGAGGAGAAGCAAAAGUUGAAGGUGAAUGAAAAACUGGACAAGUGUACUGAGGAGAAGCUGUUGGAACUAUGUGAUGUUCUUGACAUACCAGUUAACAAGGCUAUUAUUAAGAAGGAAGACAUUGUGGUGAAGUUGAUCGACUUUCUCGUUGCUCCUCAUUCUACAACUACUGAGCUACUAGCUGAGAAGGAGGAGCAGUCGAGUAAAGGAAAAAAACACAAGAGGGCAGCCAAAGAGAGUGCUUCUGCAGACGUCAGUUCUUCAAAACAUUCAGCAAAGAGUGGAAGAAAGACAGAGAACGUAUCUAAAGAGGGAGACAAAGAUGAAGAAUUAGAUGAAGAGAAGGUGGUAGAGAAUGAAGAUGAAGAGGAAGAAGAAAAUGUGAAUGUUGUUGCUGAAAAAGCCAAAGACGAAGUCUCUGAACAUUCUGAAAGUGAGGAAGAGGAAGAGAGCGCAGAUGAAACAGAAGAUGAAUCUGAAGAAGACACACGUAAACGCAAACGAGGCUCCAAGAAAUCCUCUGUUAAGAAAGGACUUAACGUCAAAACAAAAAAGAAGAAGGUAUCAUCAUCAACCACCCCUAAGAAAUCCACCCCACCUUCUAAAAAGACCAAAGUGGAGUUAUCAUCAUCAUCCUCUAAACGCUCCAAGGCGGAUGAAAACAAUGAUGAAAGUCCAAAAAAGACAUUCUCAAGGAGGAAGAAAGUGGAGGUAGUUUAUGAAAAGCCCUCAACUCUGAAGAAGAAGAAGAAAGUAGAGGAAGUUAAUGAAAAGCCCUCAACUCUGAAGAAGAAGAAGAAAGUAGAGGAAGUUAAUGAAAAGCUCUCAACUCUGAAAAAGAAAGCUGCUUCUUCUUCCACAGAGAAACCUGGCAAGAAGGUAGUGAAAGGAAGAAGUAAAGCUAAAGAUGAAAAACAGCCACCAAGUGAUAGUGAUCUCAAAGAUGCAAUCUGUGAGAUUUUAAAGGAAGUUGACUUCAACACGGCUACCUUCACUGACAUUCUCAAGCAACUAGCUGGGCGAUUCAAGAUAGAUCUAACCCUAAGAAAGACUUCAAUAAAGCUCAUGAUCCAGGCCGAGCUGACCAAGCUAGCUGAAGAAGCAGAAGAUGAAGACGAUGAUGAUGAUGUAAGUGACGACGAUGAUGAUGAGAAACCCGAAAACCAACCUUCUCGCCCGGGUGUUAAGGCCUGAUUAACUUUUAACAGCGAUUAGCUUAGUUUUUAUUUUUUACUUUGUUCAUAAUUUUGGUUUGUUAGGAUAAUUUGAUCUAUCUGUGUUAGGAAUGUCAGUUUACUGUUUCAAUAGAUUUUAAAGUUUAAAAAACUUCUUUACACUGUAUGUUGACAUGGUAAUUGUUUCCCUU
Messenger RNA from Impatiens glandulifera, 2656 nucleotides. RefSeq names its product DEK domain-containing chromatin-associated protein 4-like. Lineage: Eukaryota; Viridiplantae; Streptophyta; Magnoliopsida; Ericales; Balsaminaceae. Gene Ontology annotation, cellular component: nucleus. The transcript has 12 exons. Gene Ontology annotation, molecular function: DNA binding; histone binding. The record is from RefSeq and is a predicted model, not a curated record. Gene Ontology annotation, biological process: chromatin organization; regulation of double-strand break repair. Bases 145 to 2484 code for a protein of 779 amino acids.